Molecule: messenger RNA, 3567 nt
Organism: Seriola dumerili (greater amberjack)
Lineage: Eukaryota; Metazoa; Chordata; Actinopteri; Carangiformes; Carangidae
Gene: mdm4
Product: MDM4, p53 regulator
Exons: 12
Coding region: 181-1671 (496 amino acids)
Biological process (GO): protein ubiquitination; negative regulation of apoptotic process; regulation of cell cycle
Cellular component (GO): nucleus
Molecular function (GO): ubiquitin-protein transferase activity
Source: RefSeq, a predicted model, not a curated record
UAUUCAUCGUUUUGAAUCUGUAGUUCAACUAACCUGGUAGUUAGACUUAGCUAGUGUUGAACAUUUAUCAGCUAUUUGUGCAUUUAUAAGAUGUCGCCGAGCUGUUAAAGCAGCAGUGCGUGCGGAACAAUGUAGCGGCGGUGAAGUAAUGACAACUCAUCACGACUUUGUUCGUUUACUAUGAGCUCCCUAUCAGCCCAGCCUCCGGCAUCAAGCUCAUCAUGCAGGACUCUACCUGGAGAGGGAAAUCAGGUACAACCAAAAGCCCCUCUCCUGCAGAUUCUGCGUGUUGCUGGAGCCCAGGAAGAAGUCUUCACACUCAAAGAGGUGAUGCACUACUUGGGUCAGUACAUCAUGGGGAAGCAACUGUAUGACAAACAGAGGCAGCACAUUGUCCAUUGCCAGGAUGACCCUUUGGGAGAGCUGCUGGAAGUGGACAGCUUCUCUGUCAAAAACCCAAGCCCGGUGUAUGAAAUGCUCAAGAAAUACUUGGUAGUUCUCGGUUGUGCUGACGCUGCAGAGAAUCUUUCUGUGGGCCGUGAAUGUGUAGAGGGCGGAGUGGAGGAUCGUGGUCAGAUGUGCGGAGGUGUGGUCAAAGCAGGACUUGAGGCUGGCAGUGACGGGCCUCUCCUGCAGACCCCUUCCCAGAGACGACCUCGGGAGCCAGACGAUGAAUCCCUUGAAGGCCUCCCACGGUCAGCCUGCAAACGGCCCAAACUGGAUGUUACUCUGGACGACUGGGACCUCUCUGGCCUGCCCUGGUGGUUUCUGGGUAAUCUCCGUAGUAACUACAGCCGUAGGAGCAACGGCUCUACUGAUAUCCACACAAACCAACUGUCUCCUGCACAGGAGGAGGACACGGCCAUUGUAUCUGACACCACAGAUGACCUUUGGUUCUUGACCGAGGGUGAGAGUGAACAGGUGAGCGUCGAGAUGAAAGAGGCUGCCCUAGAGGAAGGGAGCGGAGGAGAAGGGGAUUCCCCACCUGAGGAUGAUGAUGGAGGUGGGAAAGAGGAGAAGGCAGAUCGAGAGAUGCAGGAGGAGCCAGAUGAAGACUCCCAGUGUCUGAGUGAUGACACGGAUACAGAGAUCUCUACACAGGAUGCAUGGCAGUGCACAGAGUGCAGGAAGUACAAUACACCUCUACAGAGGUACUGUGUUCGCUGCUGGGCUCUGCGUAAGAACUGGUACAAAGAUGUCCCUCGACUUGCCCAUUCUCUUUCUGUUCCCGACAUCCCAGCAUGCAGCUCCCUCAGCACCCAUGAUGAGGAAGAUGACAGCGACACAGGCAUUGAUGUCCCAGACUGCAGCAGGACAGUGUCUGACCCUGUCAUCCUGCCCUCUCAAGCCACAGCUGAUCGGCCACUGCCUACUAUGGUUAUGGGGAAAGGCAAGGGGCCUCGGCCCUUGGGCUUCCACAAAGAUGAGCAGCUCUCAGGAGGGGAGAGUCAGGAAAAUCUAGGCAUGGAGGUUGAAGAAGUUAGGCCUGAGGCCCUGCUGGAGCCAUGCAAGCUCUGUCGAGUGCGACCACGCAAUGGAAAUAUAAUACAUGGGCGUACAGCUCACCUGCUAACUUGCUUCCCCUGUGCAAGGCGGCUACAUAAGUUCCAGGCCCCUUGUCCAGGAUGUGGAAAGAUCAUUCAAAAAGUUAUUAAGAUAUUCAUCCUCUGAGAAUCUCUCUCACUCACUAACUCACUAACUCAGUAACACACGCACACACACACACACACUCUCUCUCUCUCUCUCUCUCUCUCUCUCUCUCUCUCUCUCUCUCUCUCACACAUUUUCAGGCAUAUUUCACCAUACAGCUGCAUGCACUCUGGUACACACACACACACACACAGGAAAUGUGCACCUUAGCCCUAAACCUACACAUACAUACACACAAAAAUCACACUUGGUGAAGCUUGCUCUUGGUUGCAUGGUUUAUUUUGCGUCACACUGCCUCUGAAGUAUUGUUAGAUGAGAAUCUUGGACAUAAGAGUUUGUCAUACCAAAUGUUUUAGUGCCACAUUUAAAUAAGGGACACACAAAGACAGAAUUAUUUAUUUAUUUAUUAGAAGCUCAUAGAAAUGCACAGUUUGUGUGGACUAUUAUUUGAUUUCAUGAAGGCUUGUCUUUUUGGGCUACGUGAAUUUUCUCAUUGGUUUUUGCAUUACAUUUGUUUAAUGGUGCCAUUUUUAAAAACUAGUAUUGCUUGCCCUAGUUUUAUCAGUUUCUUCAUAGAUUCACUUCAGUCAUCAUCUGGACAAAAAUCUGCAGGUAUUCUGGCUCUGAGAUUUGAGUUAUGAAGACAAGAUUGAAGGAAGAACAGGCGAGCGAGUCUUAAAAACCACGAUUGCGUUUUCAACAACUGCACUCCAUGAAAAUAUCCUCUUAAGCCUUUUUCUUCCUAAAAAGAAGUUCUCUUAGCAAAAGUGAAUGUACUGUUAAAUACAAAUGUGGUGGCUUAAGUCCUGUUUCACUCAACAUAGUAUUUUAAAAUGUAGAAUUGAGUUUAACCUGCUUGAGAAUGCACAGCUGAAGUAUUUACUGUAGUUUUCUCUCGGGGUAAUAAUUUGAUGUUAAUAUGUAUUCAAUAUUUACAAUUGCCAAGCCUCUGAUGACAGUUAUGCCUGCAGUAACUUAUGUCAUAUAAUUGUCAGUUAAUGUUUAAAUGUUAUCAUUCAGAAAGGGUACUUUACCCUCUUUCCUGAACUAAUGGUGAAUGAACAAUAUCUGUAUAUUUUGUAUUUAAGUUAUUUAUGAAUCUGUUUUGUUUAGAUGACCACCUGUAAUGAAGCAGGAAAAGGCUGCACUUGUUACAGUAAAAGCAUUUUCUGAAAGAUAAAAAAGGAAGUCUUUAAGAAAACAUGCUAAGUUACCAAAAUGACUGUGCAGUACUUAGUAGGAGUUAGGGGUUUGAUUUAAGCGUUACACUGCCAAGUAAUGACUUUAACAUUUAAUUUGUAUAUAACAGAUUUUAUUUGAAUGGUUCUGCAUUAUUUGAAGAUUGUAUAUACUAUUUACUUGGAAUGAAUUUCAGCGAGUGAGCUGUCUACAAAUACAGUAUGCUGUCCAGCUUUCACAAGUAAAAUGUCCAGUGACAUUUAACUCUUGAUUGCGUGGUGUAGAGGGAAUACCAUAGUUAUGUUUUCUGCUCUUGACAUGCGCUUAAUCUUUCUGCCAGCAGGUGGAGGGAAGUCUCAAUAUUGUAUCUGGUGCAUACAGAAGCUGUACAGUACCAGUAAUAACAUGUAAUGCAUAGAUAGAGCAUGCCUCCUGUCGUGACUAGCACCAGCACUGAGCUGGUGUGAGAGCUAUAUUAGCUAUAUAAAAGCUAUAAAAGAUUAAUGUAGCCUGCUGUAUUUAUCACCAUCAUUGUGCGCCUGAGAAACAAACAUCCUCUAUAGACAGACCUCAUAAAAAUGGCUUAGUAUGUAUUACACCAGUGAUACAAAAUAAAACACAAUUGUUGCAAUGAUUGAUAGUAAGAAUAUAAUGUGCUCACAGAUGGUACAGCUAAUAUAGUUGUUGUUUUUCUACUGGUCAUGGAAUAAAAUAAGUUGUUUUGUAAAGCAAUAAAGA